Linum trigynum is the source of this 740-nucleotide messenger RNA. Lineage: Eukaryota; Viridiplantae; Streptophyta; Magnoliopsida; Malpighiales; Linaceae. The record is from the annotation of a GenBank genome assembly.
UUCAAUCAAUCCCCGUCAUUUAAGAUACUGAAGCAGCAAUUAACAACAAAGAUCAACAUCCUAAUGACGACGACUCCAUCACCCGUCGUCCUCAUCGCGACGCUGCUGCUGCUCAUCUUUAGCGACGGAAUUUCCGUCGUCGUCAUCGUCAACAGCGCUUACAACACAAACAGGAUCGCCGGCGGCUGCGACGGGCUGCUUAACUACUUGAGCAACAACGAAGCCGUGCGAAACCUAGCACUGAAGUCCAUGGACGCCGCAAUCGAUUUUGCGGCCAGCAAGAGACCCAAUACCUGCGCACAUGCUGAAAAUCGCGGUAUUUGGAUCGCCGCCGCCGCUAAUUGCUCCCAUCGGAUAACUAACGACGACGACUGCAAACUCUGUCUCUACAACGCGCAGUACCGGGUCGUCGACCAGUGCCCGUAUAUGAAGGGAGGUUGGCUCGAACUUGCUGAUUGUUGCGUCAGUUAUAGCACCAAUCCGUCAUUUUGUUAAACCAAUUGAGGGUUUUAAUUUGCUGGUUGUGAUGAUGAUCAGCGUCGAUUGUUUUGUGAUGUAUCGCAAAAAAUUCAGUGGCGGACCCAUGAAUUUUUCCUCGACCGAAUAUGGAUAUUAUUUGUGGUAUAAGAAGUUUUCACAUGGUGUUAAUUGGUAGUACCUAUGGUUUGAAAUUUGAAGCAAAUAGUAUCAAGCAUGGAUAUUAUUUGUGGAAUGAUCACAAAUGAAACAUUUUUUCUAUG